CGCACGCAUGCUCGCUGUGGGCUCCGACAUGGCGGCGCCCAGCGCGGCGCUGAGGCAGAGGCGGGCGGCGGCGGCGGGUGGCGGCGCCUCCGAAGCCCCCGAGAAGGCUGUGGCGGGGCCGCCGGGCAGUAGGGCCGGGUCGCCGCCGCCGCUAUCGGGCACCUUCUGGCUGACCCGCAUCGUGCUGCUGCGAUCCAUAGCCCUGCUUUACUUUGUGGCCUUCCUGGUGGCAUACCAUCAAAACAAGCAGCUAGUAGGAGAGAAGGGGCUGCUCCCUUGUAAACUGUACCUGCAGAAUGUCAAAAAGUAUUUCAGAGGGAAGAUAAACUUGGAUGCUCUGAGCUAUGCGCCAACAAUCAUCUGGUUUCUGGACUGGUCAGACAUGGACAGAACCUUGGACUACCUCUCCUUGUUUGGCCUGGCAACUUCAGCCUUUGUAUUGAUAACUGGAUGUGCAAACAUGGUCCUCAUGUCCGUCCUGUGGGUUCUCUACCUCUCGCUGGUCAACGUUGGACAGAUCUGGUAUUCCUUUGGAUGGGAAUCACAGCUCCUGGAAACAGGGUUCCUGGGGAUAUUUCUCUGCCCGCUCUGGACCCUCUCCCGCCUGCCCCGGCACACUCCUCCUUCCAGCAUCGUCAUCUGGGGCUUCCGGUGGCUGAUUUUCAGGAUCAUGCUUGGAGCGGGACUGAUUAAAAUUCGAGGAGAUCGCUGCUGGAGAGACUUAACUUGCAUGGAUUAUCACUACGAGACGCAGCCAGUGCCCAACCCCAUCGCCUACUUCAUGCAUCGCUCGCCGUGGUGGUUUCAUCAGUUCGAGACCUUGGUCAAUCACUUCAUCGAGCUGGUGGUGCCAUUCUUUCUCUUCCUGGGACGGCGGAUGUGCAUCGUACACGGCCUCUUGCAGAUCCUCUUCCAGGUGCUUCUGAUCAUAAGUGGAAACCUGAGUUUCCUCAACUGGCUGACCAUCGUGCCCAGCAUCGCCUGCUUCGACGACAGCAGCCUGGGGUUCCUCUUCAGCUCCAGGCGAGGAGGGGUGAAAGAGCUGGUGGUGCAGAUGCGGCUCAAAGAGGCAGCCGGGGAGCAGCUUCCCCCACGAUACGGCUUCUAUGUCCGCAAAGUGGUGAACAUUUCCUUUGGCAUCCUGAUUGCUUAUCUCAGCGUCCCGGUUGUCCUAAACCUGCUCAACUCCAGACAAGUCAUGAACACCUCGUUCAACCCGCUCAGGAUAGUGAACACCUACGGAGCUUUCGGGAGCAUUACCAAGGAGAGAACAGAAGUCAUCCUUCAGGGGACGUCCAGCCUGGAUCCCAAUGACCCCACUGCUGUCUGGGAGGAGUAUGACUUCAAAUGCAAGCCCGGGGACUUGAAGAGGAGGCCGUGCUUUAUCACCCCCUACCACUACCGCCUGGACUGGCUUAUGUGGUUCGCUGCCUUCCAGACCUAUGAGCAGAAUGAAUGGAUAAUCCACUUGGCUGGGAAGCUGCUGGCCCAGGAAGAGGAGACCUUGUCCUUGAUGGCAACGAACCCGUUUGCGGGCAGAGAACCCCCACGGUGGAUCCGAGGGGAACACUUCAAGUACAAAUUCAGCCAACCCGGGGGAAAGCACGCCAGAGAGGGGAAGUGGUGGAUUCGGAAGAGGAUCGGCCCUUACUUCCCCCCUGUCAACCUCCAGGGCCUGAAGAAGUUUUAUGAAGACAGGAACUGGCCGUACCCAGUGCGAGACUGAUGGAGGAGGGUGAACAAGGUCGAGAGGGACCGGCUGGGGAAGAGGGAGAGCAGUCAGCUCCCUUACAAACUACAUGUCUUGCCUUUCUCUGUAUUUUUUAUCCAUAUCCUUGUUUACACAUAUUUCACGGAAGGUUCCAGCCAACCUGUCCUGUUGUGGUCUGUUUUUUCUCAUCUUUCUGUUUCUUUCUGUUCAUCCUUCUCACCACGGCCUUGCCUGAUGAUCGAUUUCUUUUGCCAGGCUGCUCCCUUCGGAAAUCCUCAGCUCUAGAGUUUGAGAAAAAGGUGAACAAAUACUGUGAUUAGUUUUGGGGAGGUGUUGGUGUUGCUUUCCCUGACCCAUUGCAUUGUGUGAUGGCUGCAGAGGCGCAAGGUGAGAUUUCGGGGUGGUCUUCUGCCUCGGCCAGUGCUCACAGGUUCACUGGAGGCCGGCAUCGGGCAAAGCAGCCAGGUCUUGCUCUGCAGCUGCCUCAUGCAGAGCUGAUGCUGGCCCGGCACAGGGCACCGCUCCUCCAUCCCAUCCCAUCCCAUCCCAUCCCAUCCCAUCCCAUCCCAUCCCAUCCCAUCCCAUCCCAUCCCAUCCCAUCCCCACGUGCACUGCACCACCAGCACUGAGCCAUCAAAGCUGCUUUAUUCCCAACAUAGCUGUCCCCACGGUGCCCUUGCUGUCACCCUGGGAAGGGCCCGGUCGCCACCUUCUCACCGCAGGUUAAUGAUGGGGCUGAGCUACGCGUCCUGCCCGCCAGGCAUGGUCCGAGUGUCCCGCAGUUCAUCUCCGGGGCAGCACGGCAAGCUGGGACUGGGCAGUGCCCCCAGCCUGGGGAAAACACCCUGGGACCUCACCCUGAAUUUCCCCUGUCCCUCCAGUUUGCUUUGGAGCCUCUCCUCAUCUCGGUCUUUGUUUAAAAUCACUCCGAAUUGUCCCACCGCUUGAUGAGCCCCAAAUCACGGUGAUGGGAGGGGAGUGAGAGCAAGGACGGUGUGUGACACAGCCAGCAACUGGCCAGGGUAGUUUAUAAUAAUCAAUUGCUUGUUAGCACAUUCUGCUGCACGCGUUUCUUCUUGCAGAGGUAAAAAAAAGAUCAAAGCAACCUGUGUAAUGCAUAAACCCCCGUUGUAUCAGGGCUCGCCUGCAGAAAGCCGCAGGUUUACUGAGAAACCCGAAAUAGCUCCUUGCUGGAGCUGCCGUGUGGGCUUGGUGACUCAGCCCCGAGGACAAGCACAGCCCUGUGCGGCUGCCCUGUGCCAUGUCCCAGCGCUGCCCAUGCUCGUGGGUCGCCCGGGCGGCAGCGGCCGGGUUGGAAAGGCGGCCGGAGUCAACAAGUCUGCCGCCAGCCCCACCACCUUUAAACAGGUCUUGUUUUAACGGGCCCUGGCCUGGCAGCACAGACGCACGGGGCUGCGCCUUCCUGUUUGCUUAACCUGGGAUUUUUAUAACUGGUGCUUUUUGUCAGCAGCCCCGGGGCUGAAAUCCGCCUGUUUGGGGAGCUGGCGGAGUUUGGUGCCGGGGUCGUCUGACCGGCUGGUGUUCAGGAGGAGCCCAGCAUCCCACGGGCACAGUCCAGCGCUGCCGGCCAUCCACGCGCCCAAGCAGGAGAGAGCAGGGAGAAGCACGGAAAAGGGCUCGCCAGCCUUUUCCCCCUGGGUUUGUGCUCUGACAUUCACCUUGGCUCCCCGGGGAGGAAUUCCAGUGGCUGGAAAGCUUACAAUAAAGCUUUCACCCUUCCAGAGCAAAUUCAGCCCAAGCCACGUGCACGGGGAGAAGCGUCGCCGUGUGCCAGGCUCUGAAGCGGCUCGGUGCUCAGGGCACAGCCGUCCUCCCCAGUGGCCACCAACCUGGUGGGGACCAGUGGGCACCGUGGGAGGCAGAGGCGGUGGCCACGUCUCUGUCCCCAUCCCCAGGGCUCAUCCCUCUGAGCCCGUCCCCUCCCACGCGAGGUGUGCCGAAAGCAGCCAAAUGUGGUUUUGAAAGAAAAACGGGUCCAAACUGGGAAGAGCAAACCAGCAGGUAACUCUGGCGCUGGUGUGGGGCAGCGCGGGCUGUGGAUGCGGGCACAGAAAUGCCAUUUCACGCAUAUCUUCCCCCUUUUUGACUGCGCGUACCGAAUGGGCACCACCGGGAGUGUGUAUUUAUGGAAAGGGAUUAAAGCAAACAAGCUCUUGCAUAACCAGAGGGAGGUACGCUCAUUUUUUAUUUUUUCUAAAAGUGUUAAAAAGGGGAAAUGGCAGCAGCCCCGGGAGGGCAGCCCAGCCCUGGGUGCAGUCCCCAGGUGCCCGCCCUGAUGUGGUUCACCGGGGACAUGCCAGCUCCCACGGGGAUGAGGUGACAGGCAGUAAAUAAGGUGCGUCCUGGGUGUCGUGGCACUUAUUUGCAUUUGAGGGAGUGCCUGGUGUCGUGUCUGCGCAUCUGACCGCUGCCCCAGUGCGCCCAGCACAUCUCCCUUCCUUCGUGGCAUUGCAGGGUGCGUUUGCACGGCGCCUCCCGCUUGGUUUGUGGUUACUUUGUGGCUGCUCCAUCCCGGGCAGAUCCCACUUGAUGUGGCUGGAGGGAGCGGGAGGACCCUGGGGUGGUCUCCUGCCCGGGAGCUGGGAGGCUCGGAGGUCCUGUAGCACCGGGGGUGCAGGCUCUGCGGGGUGCCGGGAGGUGCCCGGCUUUGCCAGGGAGGAGCCAGCGGGCAGGGAGCGAUGGCUGGCAGUUGGCACCCGGGAAAGCCGUGACAGCGGCGGAGGUGCGGAGCCCGUGGCUUGGAGCCGCCGCGCGUCUGUAAGAUGUUAACACUCUUGGCCGGGGACCGGGAAAGUCCUAAACGUUACCCGGUCUUCUUCGAACCAAGACGAAUGGUUUAAUUGCGGGGCUUGGAGCAACGUAUAGGGUGCUCCAAAUUGUAAAUAACGUUUAUGACUCAAUUGUGUUUUCCUAAAUAUUUGCCAUAGUUGGAAACCAAUGCUCUUCUGCGAACAAUGGAAGAACAUUUUGUUCCGAUUACCGUGCGGAGAGACGAGGGCAAACGCUGUGAUCCUGCAUCUCUCUCCCAUUAUCGUCCUUCCUGGCUUGGCCGACCCGCCGAGGGGCCGGGGACGACGGAGGCCAGGUUGUGUCCCUCGGGAUCGGCGUAGUUCAGGGGUGGGGGAUCAUGUCUCCGUGGGUAUGGGAGAUAACAGUGUGGGUUCGCACUGAGCAUCUCCGUCAACGUGAGCUCAGGUGCUGCCUGCGCGUACCUCUUUGCUAGAUGUUAUUUUAGGCAUUUUAUUUAUUUUUCAAUUUUCUUCUCCCACGGCUGAAAUUGAGCCCUGGAGUUGGAUGCACAGAGCAAGGCUGGACCCUGUCCCAUCACCCUGUCCCACCUUGGGCAGCCGCCGGCAGUCGGGCACUUCGGCAGGAUUUUUUCGGGAGGUGAAAGUUACUGACCCUUCGGGUAUUAUGAAUACAGCUUCUGCAAGCUGUGCUCCCCUGUCCCUGUGCGUGGCCGUCGGUGGCUCUGCUGUGGCACUGGGUGCUCCCCAGUGCUCAGUGCGGGCCAGCAGCCGGCUUUCCUCAAGAGCAUCACCCACAAAAUCUCGGGUGGGGAGGAUGUAGCCAGGAGAAGCCCCCACGUGCACACAAAUUAAUUGACACCUUUCCUCCCCCACUCCUGGGCAGGGUCCCCGCGGGGAAUCGGUGAUGCCGGGGGGAGCGGAGCCGCAGGGAGCCCCCGCCGAGAGUGCUUUGGUGUUUGCGUGGUGGCGUCGUUCAGCCCCUCCAAAUGCGUUCUGCACGUGUUCGCUGGGGACGGCCGGGGCUCGGGGCACACUGCCUUCCUCCCUGCUGAAAGCCGGGCGCAUCGCUGCAUUCAGUACUCGCUCGGCGAUGGCCCUCGGCAGAGACCCUCGAACCCUCCCGCUUGGAAAAGUGCCCUCCGCUCCCUGCCCGCUCCUUGUCCCAGCACUGGGGCUGUUUAUCCGAGAUGGACGUGAUUGAACCUCUGUGGGUUUAGGAAGGUCCCUGCUGCCAUCCUGGGUGGGGGGAGCGUUUUCAUCCUGGAGAGGAAAGGCUGGAGUGGCCCCUACGCGUCCUUCUGGGGCGAGGAAUCACAGGCUCGAGGAUGCUCCUGUUUAACCUGCGCUGAAGGUCGAGCUCCUGUCCCUGCACGUGGUGGGGACACACUGGGCAGGGGACCACGCUGGACGCUUGCACCCUGGGCCCUGCCCUGCUGGCAGCUGAGUCUCCCUUCACAGAUGACCAAACACUACAGGUUCGAUUCCCUGCACAUCCAAACCCCAGCGCACCCGGGAGCUCUGGGGACCGUCCCACGGGGCAGGUUGUCCCCUCCAGCUUUGCUUUGUGUUGCCGUAGCGGUUUCCUCGCUUGUGUUUUAUUUUUCCUGACAUCAUUUUGGGCUUGUUUUUUUUCUUUGCUUUCCACACCUGCAGCCCCCCGACCCGCUGCCAGGUCCCGGGGGCACCCCCUCUGCCGCACACCCGAAGCUGGGGCUUCCCCAGGCGAGUCCUGGGGGCGACCACCACCACGGUGGGCACCGGCCCGGUGAUGCCAGCUGGCAGCAGGUCCGGGCUGCAGGAUUGGACCGGCUUUUUUUUCCUUUUUGCCAAGAUUACUGCGUUUUGAAAGCAUGAGACCCCCUAGCAAGCACAGCUGGGUUUGUAUUUCCCCACGUUGGCCACUGCGGCAGGGUCGGAUCCCACAGCCUUGGCCGAGCUCAUCUGGGCUGUUCUUCCCCUGGAAAAAGGAAGCCUCCCUGGGCUUUAUUUUUUUUUUAAUACCGCGUAUAAAUGUCUAUUCCUGUUGUUGCUGCGGGGGAACACAAAGUGAAUAUAUAUUAGCAGAUGGAUUUUAGCUCAUCUCUCAUACACAGGGAAUGGCUAAAUUGAUCCGUGCUUCCAUCAUUUGGGAAGACCCAGCAGCGUGGCUUUCGGAGUGAACUGGAAGGGACGAUGCUCAUGUCAAGAAGAUGUGGGAGGCUGGAUGAGACCCUCCAGGGGUCCCCGGUGGGGCUGGGUUCUUUGGUUACUUUAUUAUCCUGGCUGCCCUGUGAGGCUUUGGCUCAAACUUCAUUGAAUAUAAAGUUGCAAGGGCUUUUGAGGUUUUACAGAUCAUCUACCUGUCCCAAGCCCUCCAGGAGAGCCGUCUUCUGGUGGUGAGAUGGAAACCUGUGCUGUGUGUUAGUGUGCAGCGUGUUUAUUCUCCCGCAGGCGUUUCAGAUUCAGCUGGAAAAUCUUUAAUGAUGGAUUUAUAUUAGGAAGUCCUGUUUUCCCAUGAGGGUUUAUUUCUGCUGCAGGAACACAGAGAGGUCCCCGACUCCAUCGUCACCACGGUGGUCACUGGGCUCUGGGAGGACAUCUGCCCCUCGCCAAACCCCCUGGAACCGACAGCCUUCCUUUAAAAAAGCCUCUAGGGCUGGUGUAAAAACCCUAAGAUUUGGGGGAAAAAGUCAUUCCUUCCAUUUGAUGUUUUUGAGAUCCAUCCAGGUUGUAUUUUCAAACCUUUCUCUGGAUAAAAGCAUGGAUUUGGUGCGUGUUUUGGGAGCGUGGCCCCUGCAGUGGGGUCGCUGGUGAGGAGCUGCCGGAGAACGUGAGCUUGCGCCUCUGCGAGGUCCUUGUGCGGGGCUCAUGGGGCUCCUGGUAUUAUCCAUACCAGCAGCUACAAUGCACCAACCCAGAGAUUUCCUUAUUCCUGGAUCAUUUCUAAACUGUAGUUAUUUGUUUUCAAGUAGCCAGCCUUCAGCCUGGGAGUUCCCGUAGAAAAUACGUGUGUUUGUAUGCCUUCCCUGCUCCCAGCUGCUUUUAGAAGCUGGCUUUACUUUAACACAUAUUAAAGGAAAGAGCUUUUUUCCUUCCCAGUAGAUUAAGUUUGGCUAAACAAUUCAGUGUGAACUGCUGGGCAUGAGGCAGAAACCUGUAGGCUAAAUUACCCAGCUGCUAUAAGUUUAGACCAGCAUGGGAUGAAUUUCAGGAUUGUAUAUUAGUUUUCAUUUAAUCUGAUUAUUCUGGGCUGGAGUUCCUGGAGGGUCUUCAGGUUAUUGUCAGUCAAAAGAAUCUUUAAGAGCUUCCAUUUGCACUAAACUUUUCCCAUUAGAAGUCUAUUUUCAUUAUGGAUCAAUUUUUAUUUUAAUGAAAAAAUGAUUCUCCCAACCCCCUGCUUUUUUUUUUCCCCCGGCUGGGGUUAAAACUGGAGCCACAACAGAGUCUUGCCACUCAAAAUGCCAUUUGCCUCUCUUGCUGAGGCCGUUGGCUUGCUCGAAAGAGCUUGGGCAGAGGAGGAGGAGGCAGAAAAUGCAGAAAGGCACCUCCUCUGCUCCCAGCGAUGCUUCCCGGUACCCGCCUCCUCAUCCUCAAACCCUUCCCUCGCUGGGAAAACGCUGUAAGAGGCAUGAAUCCUGGGGGGGUUUCUAGCUCAAAAGACUCGGAGACUAAUGCAGGAUUAAUUGGUCUUAAAAGCCCGUUACUGCAUGCCUGGGAGUCGCGCUGUCAAUUCACGGGCUGGCUUCUCUCUGCCACUGACUCUCGGCUUCCAGUUUGGGGAGCCUGGCUGGGAUGGGGGCGGGGGGGAGAGCAGCAGGAGCAGACCCCACGAGGGCUGGGAAGGCAGCAAACCCCACGUUUUGUGCUGGCGAGGAGAUCCCUGUGGGGUCUGUCCCUUGGGCAGGAGCGACAGCUUUGUGGUAUGGGCUGGCUUCAGGCUUCCCCGGCGCUGAGCUGAAGGCACCUCCCUGGGGCAUCCAUCAUCCAUCCCCCCUCAUCCCGCUGCUGCAGGCGGGAUGGAGAAGGGACGAGAACCCGCCCCAGGGCUGUGGUAAGGAAAAAACAGUACAGAGACGUCCAGAAAUAAACCCCAAACUCAUGUUCUUUAUUGAUGCAGGAUUUUACAUUGGAUGUGCUGGCCUAAACCUUCUGGAGUCCACGUGCCCUCCCUGCUGCUCCGGUAGGCGAUCCCAGCGCUGACCCAUUGGGGGACCAGGACCAUGCCAGCCCAGUGCAAGGCUCUGCAGGGACAUCCCGGUACCUUGUCGCUGCCUCAAAUCCUCAGUUUGCUCAGGUUUUGCACGUAGGCAGGUGAGGAGGAAGGAGCUGAGCUGCGGCGCCGAAUCGUCCCUGUGCGAGUUGUGCCCCGGCCGUGAUGCCGGGCACCGUGUGGCUCCCCCGCGACGGCAUCGGGAUUCUCCAUCCUGCUCUGCCGCCUCCUUCCCGCAGCGAGACGGUGAUCAGGACGAGCCCUUGCCUUCAAUUUUCCGCAGUCCGUGGGAUUUUGGCAUGCCCUCCAUGUCACCAAAACGCCAGGUUUCCCCCCCUUUCCCCCGGUACAGGCUGGGAGCCUGCUUCCUCCGCGGUAGCAGCUCCGGAUAAGAUUGCACGUUUUCGAGCUUUUCCCUGUGUGUGCCUGUUGCUGGGACAAUUAUACUAAAAUCACACCACCUGCAAGCGGUUAGUUAGAAUAAUAAAUAAGUGAUAGAUUAUCAAAUAAAGCGUUGGCUUCACAUGAGGUCAUCCUAGCACCGUGUCGCGGGUCUCGGGGGGGCUUGCAGGCUGCUUUCCUGCCCCUGAUGGGCUAAAUAGCUCUUGUAUCAGUCAAUAAAAAAAGUUGUAGAGAUUAAAGAAUCAAUUAGGUAUUAGCCAAAGGGGCAAAAGCGUAACCCAAACAUGCUGAUAAAAUCCAGUAGGUGAUUAUGGGAAUGGUUCUUAUUUCAUCUUACUUUUGAAAGGAAUAAUUGCUCGUUAUAGAGCAUGGAGGGACCUGGACUGGAUACUUUUCCAGCUUUAUAGAGGAGGAAAUUCCAGCGUUCGGCUGACAAACGCAGAGGCACGCCGCGCUUUAGGGCCGAAUGGGUAUUUUUUGAUUCUUACUUUGAGGAGCAUCAUUUUGUCCUAGGAAAAUUGGCCAGAAGAGCUUGGUCGGUUAUUUGGUGGCCCAGGGCACCUUGCCCGUGGUGGGGGUGAGGAAGGAUGCUCUCGGAGGAAGCGAGAGGGAUGGGACUGAACAUCGGCGCCUGGGUAUUUUGGAGCCCCGACACUCUGCUGCUUAGCACGCAAACAUUGAUUAACCAAGUAAAAUCCGAUCAGCUGAAAAAGCAUUUAGGGAUGUAUAUUUUUAGAGUGUUUUUUUUCCAGUAUUUACCAUACAGCCUUCCGUUUUCCAGGAACACACAUCUGCAGCGCCGGCCCCAGCCCGGGCUGGCAGCUCGCGGUGGGGAAUGGGGCUGCGCAACGUCACGUUCUGCUAAUUCAUGCGAACGUUUAUUAAGUGUUAGUCUAGUGCAAAACCUUACCUCAUUUUGGGCCAAAAAUAGGGAGUACCUGUGCCAGGGGGUGGCUCCUGGGGAAAGAGCGACCUGAGCAUCCCACCCGGCAUCCCCAGCGCUCGUGGGCUGCUCCAGGGAUGCGGCAGCUCCGGAAACCCUGCGGAUGAGCCGGGGGAUGAGCAGCAGGAGGGGUCACUCUGGUUUAGCCUAUGUGUUUUUGCAGGACGGGGCAUUCGCCAGAUCAUUUUCCAGGGAGGAAAGCUCAAAUGAAUUACCGCUUUUUUUUCCCCCCCUCAUAUUAAUAUGAAAUGUUGGGUUUUACAAGGGGAAAAAAGCAUGGAUUGAAUCUUUUCAACUCAUUUCUGUUUGGAGCUGUUUCUCAAGGGGAAGCACAAUGCUUUGGAAUGGACUCUUAAGUCGUUUCCACCCCACAAGAAGCACUGGCUCUUCACUGCUCCUGUCCCAAGCAAACAUCCAUGUUGGGAUGGAGCAGCUCCCAGGAAGGGCUGCUCUGUUGGUGCGCUCAUUCCCUUUCCUGCUUAAAAGGGGGAGAUUUACAAGCCAAAAAAGCAAAAAGUGAGCCACGCUGCAGGCGCUCUGAGCCUGGGGGUACUUCGGAGGUGGCACGAGGACGUUGUGCCACGGGGACAUCAUCCGCCAGCGUCCCCUUUGCUGGAGCCUGGCCGGGUCCUGCUGCCUGCGCUUCUCCCAGCCACGCUGCCAGCCGCCCGGCCCUGCCUGCCUGGAUGCUUAUAUAUCCUUCACAAAGCAUUAUUUUUAAUGGCGUGUAUAUAAAGCGCGCGCACAGUGCACAUCGCCGCCGGGCUGGCAGCACCUCUCAGCCCGGGGUCGGGAACGAGCUGUUUAUUGCCCUGUGCCCUCACCGCGCCGCUCCCCGCGUACGUGCGCGGGCGGGGGAGACGGGGAAUUUGUUUUUUCCCUUUGGGUUUUGGUUUUUUUUUUUUUUCCCUUUUCACAGGUCGUAUACCAGCGGGCCGGGCCGGGCCGGGGCUGCGGGCAGGUUGCCUUGUGCGGGUUUGUUUGAGGAACGUUGGAGAGUUUAUCCCAGCUGGGCCGGGGAGGUGUUUGCUGCCCGCCGGGGGCAGAGGGGCACCAUGGCUCAGGCAUCGCCUGGCCUCUGACUCUCCACGUACACAAAAAAAAAAAACCAGAACCAAAAAUAGAAGCCCAAGGGCUAGCUGCCCAGCCGGCGUAACAGCUCUUGCAAAAGCUAAUUUUGCCCGGCUAACGAUGGAUGGCGGCGGCACUGGGAGGGGAAGAAACGCUGGUGCCGCGGCAGGGAGUUGGGUUUCAAGUGCAGGGGAAAAAAGAGCCCGAUCCUCGCUCGGGGGCUACGCGCCGCUAAUCCCCUGUUUAUUCUCCGUCUAGCCCAGCCGCCCACGCUCUCCUAAGCUUUUGUUCAUUAACAAGGUCCAGGGUAAAAAGAUACCUCUGCGGCAGCUGUCUGCAGUGCCAGCAGGAGCGGUUGGUGUCGGCACGGCCGCGUCCUCCUCCGGCCCCACAAUGCGAACUCCAUCCUCCCACGGCAGCUCCGGCUUCGCGGGGUUUGGGCCCCUUCGGGGUUAUUUCAGCUGAGGAUCACGGCGCAGCCCUGCUCCUCGUCAAUUCCGAUAAAGGUUAUAUGCUUUUAAGAAAGUGGCAACAACAAGGAGGGACCGGAGUUGUGUCUGCGGGGCGAGCUCUGGCAGCCCACGGAAGGCUCCAGCCCGGGGUGCGUUAACCCCACCGGUACGGCAUGAGCAACCCCGCGUGCUGGCCCAGGGCUCGUACGUUUAAUUGGCAAAUUAAUCUUUGUCUCCUGGGCCAAAUUCCAGAGCCAGCUGCUGCCCUGAAGUGAUGGAAAGUGGAGUGUCAGUGGGAAAGGGGGAUCUCCACGCUCCAGGUUAUAGAUCCAGUUUUGCUCACAAUGAAGUGUUGAAAGAGGCAAAUCCCUUGUAGAUAAAAUUACAAUAAUUAUUAGUAGCAAUUUACCGCUAAUCAUUAAUUGUUAAUAAUAAUGCAAGUGCUGAGACACUAAGGCAGAUAAAUGUAUUUUGGAAACAAAAGGCCAAUCUGUAAGGCUAGGUAGAAUUGUUCUAUCUCCUGGAAUAAAGUAAUUUUAUACAGGCUAAGAAGGCUUGGCAAAACUUUAAACAAAUUAAAAGGUGGCUGAAUUUAUAUGACUUCCAUCUCUGAGAUGAUCUUGUCUGUCCCUAAACAGAGGGGAGACGCUGCCUGUACCUACAGUGGUUGCAGCACCACUCAUGUACAGCCGUUGUUGGAGCCACAUCCAUCCCUGCCUGCGAGGGAGCGCAGCAGGAGCCCGGCUCUGCCCCUUGAGCAGGACCCGGAGCCAAGAACCCACACCAGAAAAGUCACAAGUUGAGCCAGAAGACAAGGAUGAGACGUUGUGCUUCUCCCCGUCUCCAGGAAGGCCUUCAGCUCUUUUGGGAAUGACCACACCGCAUUGACAACCCUUGCCCCGAGAACCCUCUGCCGAUCCCAGUGCUCGCCCAGCCGGAGACUUUGCCGAAGCCGGAGCCAACCGCGGCGAAGCCGGACGUGCCGGUGGCAGGGCGAGCAGCGGGUGGUUUGGUCGGCUCCUUGAGACAUCCCAGCAUCCCUUCCCGCUCCUUCCUUUUCUCUAAUUAAUUGCAAUUUCUGUCCCUUUGUGGCUGCGGAGGGGCGAGCGGGGAGCGUGCAGCUGUGGGCUCGGCGGCGGAGCAGCCAUCUGCAGCGCCCGCCCGGGAAAAAAGCCUCGCAGCUGCGUGCGCCUGGUACCGGCGGUACCCGGACGAGGUCAUUCAUCACCAGGAGCCCGGGCAAAGAAGCUUGGCAGGGAAAAGGAGGACGGCAACCACAGGAGGCAAAUCUUAAAAAUACUCUGCGACAGCGGGUGUUGUAUCUGCAGCCCCGGAGGUUGUUUCCUCUUGCUGUUAUAGAAGGGCAGGAUGCGUCCGUUGUGUCCCAAGUGGGAUGGAGGUGCAUCAACGCACCACCAUCGAGCUGGUCCUGCCCGUCAGCGGGAGGAAUGAGCCAAGCCCUGGAGCCAGCUCUGCCCUGAGAGGUGGGAGCGGGAGGUGGCAAGAGCACCCCUUCCCAAGAAGCACGGCAAGGGGUUCACCAAAGAAGAGAGCGGAUAUCGAGAGCUGCAUGAGGAACAAGGGUCACCAAAACCCCACCUGCAGGUCCCUGGACACAGAUGCCACCACCAGACCUGUCAGUGGAGAUGGCUUUGCUCCUGCAAGAUGGGACGUGGUCGUCUUCCCGUCAGAAAGAGGCGAAGUCCCGCUGCGAAGAGCCCGCGCCCGGCCAGCUGCUUUUCCCGUCACUCCUCUGGACGCCAGAGACAAAGGAACAGGCUGGGAAGAGUCAAAGCCUUCGAUCUGGAAGCCUUAAGUGAUUUCUGCUGCCACCGCAGGUAGCACAUGCCAUCUCUGCUAACCAGCAUCUCCCCUAUGGCUCCCGCUGCUGCUGAGGAAGCAGGAUUGUCCCGGGGUCUUGUGAACGGAGACGAGACGUUGUCGGUGCAGUGCUCUGCGGCAGACUGCAGAGAGCCCAGACCCUCAGGAACGUAGCCAGGUUACUUCAUCUCCAUGUACUCCAGUUCCUCAGCUGCAGAAGAGGGAUUAUAACAGUGGCCACCCUCCCGGACACCUGUGAGCAUUGGUCUGUUGGUGGCCGAGGACGCACAGGGGGAUGCACUGCAGCAGGGUGAUCCUGUGUGGUAUUAAUACCUGAUGCCACGGCCAACACCCAGGUCCCACGUCAAGACCUCGGACGCAUUUUGGGUGCCUGAAGGCACUGAAUUUCUGCACAUGGAUGGGCUGCUCAGAGACAGAGGAGAUGGUAACACGGUCCGAGGUGAGGAGAGGAUGCAAACGAUGGUGAAUGGAUCCAACCGUGCACCUUCUGCGAGGGCGCAGCAUAUCAGAGUUACUGACGUGCCCGACCUGCCUGUGAGUGGCUGGGUGCGCUCGGCAUCUGCAGGGCUCUUCUCAGAUGAACUCAUCACAGUUUCCAGGCAAAUAUGUGGAAAACACUUGCAGGGCACCUGCUCCCCCACCCGCACACCUGGAGACCUUCUGCCUUCACUUCUUUGAAUGAUCGGCUGCGCUCACUCAUCGCCUCCGGGACCUGGCCCUGCUCCUCCGGACCCGCUCAUCACGCCACGCCGGACGGGUCCCUCCUGCCUUUUAAGCAGACGAGAGCACCGUAUGAUUUCAUGGCUGCACCGGUGUGUCGUGCACCUGCCUGGAAACUUCUCGAGCACCUGCUGGUGCCGGGCGUGCUGGCACACGCUUGUGUGCGUGGAGAUACUGGGGAAGAUCAGAGCUGUGGAGGGAAAGGUGGUCACACAGCCCCAGGGUGGCAGUGGGUGAGGUCCUUCAGAGGAAGAAAACAGGAUGGCAGUAACAUCACUGGAUUUCCAAGCCGAGAAAUAAUUUUGAAAAAUUGAGCAUUUCGUCAUUUUUUGUCAUGUCCACAUCAACUUUUACCAUGAGUGAAAACCCAGCUCUUCUUUUUGUGUUUGCUUUGUGGCUUUAUGAAGACAUAAAUCCGUGUAUCUUGGUUCCUGCGUGUCCUUAUGGGACUCCUAGAGAUAUCAGCGUGCUCCAGUGAUAACGACUACUCACUCUCCAGCACCGGUGUUUUACAGUCCACCAGAGCAAAUCCCACUUGCCUGCCCUCCAGUCCAAAGUCACAGAAUCACAGAAUCACAGAAUGGUUCAGGUUGGAAGGGACCUUAAAAAUCAUCUAGUCCAACCCCCCUGCCCUGGGCAGGGACACCUCCCACCACACCAGGUUGCUCCAAGCCCCAUCCAGCCUGGCCUUGAACACCUCCAGGGAUGGGGCAGCCACAGCUUCUCUGGGCAGUUCCAGUGUCUCACAACCCUCACAGUAAAGAAUUUCUUCCUAAUAUCCAAUCUAAAUCUCCCCUCUUUCAGUUUGAGGCCGUUACCCCGUGUCCUGUCAUUACACUCCCUGAUAACGAGUCCCUCCCCAUCUCUCUUGUAGGCCCCCUUUAGGGACUGGAAGGCUGCUAUAAGAUCUCCCCAGAGCCUUCUCUUCUCCAGGCUGAACAACCCCAACGUCCCCGAGUCCAGAGAACUGAGGGGACACCGGAUGGUCUGGCAUGGCCCAGUGAUGGGAGCCAGCCCGGGGAGAGCGGGGCAGAGACUGGAUAAAGCUCAUGGAGAUGGCUGAUUUGCUACCUUGAACUUGUUGGGCUUUUCUUAUUGCUAACAUCUGUGCUAGGGCAAGAGGUGUGUGAGCAUCUACCUGCCCGUAGGGUGCAGAGUGGAGGUGACCUUUCCACGGGCCAGCGCCGAGCAGCUCGGAGAGAGCAGGGCCGUGCGACUGCUGAAAUGGCCUGGCAGGAGGUCUUUAGAUUGCUCGAUGUCUCUGUACUGAAAAGCAAUACCUGCUGAGAUUAAACCGUUUGGCCUCCUUCCCCCUGUCUCCAAGGCAAACAUAGACAGUUCUAUUCAUACCCACAAGAAAUACAUAUUUCAGCAUUUGAUUCUUUUUGUGUGUGCUUUGUUUUAUCUAGCGCCAUGGAGCUUGGAUGUCUUUUUCAUCUCAUAUUGUGCCUUGGAUGCAGCCUCUUUUAUUCAGCCCUCUUGCUGCCUUCAUAAAGCAUAACAGCGGCAGUUGUUGUUUUUUCCCCUGGAGCAUGGGCUGCUGUAAACCAAAGGGAAACUUCUUGCUGAAAGAGGGAGAGGGCAGGCGGGACGCUGACAUAUCCAUUUCCACACCAGAGCUGCAGCCCCACGGGCCGUGCAGUUUGGCUUUCUCAAGCCUUCAUGGAGAGCAUCAAAUUGUCCUAUAAAAAUUCUUUUCUUGAAUUUUAUUUUCCUAAGGAGACAGGCCCAACUUGUAAACUUGGGACUAAAAUCUCCUACAUCUUAAAUGGACAGCAAAGCCCAAGAUAAAAGCCGUGGCACUGAAAUAUAAUGGCAUCUACGGAUUCUGCCUUUCACCCUCCCUAAAUUUGCACCUGAAGCCUCCUUUUCCUGGCUCUGGAAAGUCAAGCCCCAUCUCUUACAACCUCUCAGCAGCUGUCAUAAAGGAGAAAACCUUGCAAGGACAUUUCUGCUUAUCUUCCAGUUCAGGAGGGACAAGAGCUGCUGGCCCACGUGCCAGGCUUGGAGGAUGUGGUCCAGCCUCACCUCCAUCUUCCCAUGAAGGUAAUUUGGGGUGAGGAUGGGAACUGCUGCCCCCAACCUCUUCCUCUCCGUGUCCAGCUUGAAAGUCAUGCUGUAUGCGUACCAGACAGGGAAAGGUGCGUCAGCCCUGUCCCGAGGUAUCAUCCAUCUUGCUGUCGGUGGCUGUGCUGCUCACAUCUGUGCUUCCCCCUGCUUAUGCCAUUAGCUCUGCGGCGUGGCCCAGGAACAAGUGCAGCCGGGGUUUCGGCUCCGCAAGUCACCAGCUGCUGAUAAAUCGCUUUCCUGGAGAUCAAUCGCUUCCCGUUUGCCGUGCAAACACCUGGGCUGCCUGCGCCAAUUGGCUCUGCCGGACACUGGGGAGAGGUCCCCAUCUGUGGUCAUGCUUGAGACACUCUGAAAAACAGUAAGAAAAUACGGGCCCCAUGUUCAAACCAAAAGAGGGGAAAGGCUGGGGGUGGGACCUGGGCACCCCCUUUUCACUCCUUCUUCUCUUUCCCUCCUGCUGCAGCCUUGCUCUGUGCCUGGAGGUGGACAACGUCGGGGGAAAUGUGUGUUUGGGGUUGUCUAAGGUGCAACAAAGAACUUCCCAUGGGUCUGAAUUAUACAGGAUCAUCAGGUUUUAGUUAUUUCCACCCUAAAUAUAAAUAAUGUGCUAAGCAGAAAUUUGCUUAUGCAGAACCCUCUAGGCACUGGUUCCCAAUCAUCCAGCCUGGAUUACCUCCCAGACUGGGUGCUGCAAGCCACACCAUCCUUUCCCUUUCGGGUCUCUUGCCGUGGUGGUGGUUUCCAAAGACCAUGAGUGAUGCUGGAAGCAAGAACAUAUUGUGGCAAUAUGUUGCCCUUGAACCCUGAGUUGGGAAUCGGGGAUUUUAAGGCAUUUGAAAUCUGUAUCUGAAAUCUGUGACUCGUGUUGUGCUCUGACCUGAGAGAAGGAUGCUUCCAACUGAGGUGGCUGCAUGAGUUAGCCAGACCAGCUCUCCUGGGACCCCACACUGCUGCCUGGGGAUGGCAGCUGGGAAGCAGCGCCCCAAGAUACCCUUCCCAGCGCUAAGAUCUGGUCCUUCAUGCCCAGUUGCAGAGGGCCAGGUGAGGGAUGGCCAGUACCGUCCCUGCUAACGGAGCUGCACAUCCACCCCUCCGGCACCGCGGGCAGAGGAGGCAGGACGGGCAGGGUUGGGAACAGCAUCUCUUCAGCCACAUGCGUCUCUUCAGCUGCGCAGACCACCGAAGACAAAUGAACUGGAGGAAGCAUUUCCUCUGCCGAAGGCUCACACCCGGGAGGUUUAUUGAUCACGUUAUUAAGAGCUUUCCAAAAAGAAGAGAACAAAAUUAUUUUCUGGCCUGAAAUUUCUUCCAAGACUGAGCGGAGAUCCUGCGUUGAGGCAAGGGCUGUUGGACACCAUCAUGGGAAGGACAUCCUGGCUACCUGCCGGGCUUGGCGAGGGCUGCAGCACCCACGCAACUCCACUGCCGGCUGUCCUCGGCCAUGCGCCUUGCUCCUGCCCAACACCAGGACUGCACCGCUCGGCCAGCGAAAAGAGCUGGACGCAUUUGAGAGCAUGGACAGCAGGGCUGGGCUUCUUCCUGCCUUUACACCGGGGGGGGACAACCGUGCUUAAAAGCUGGAAGAUGGGUGAAACGGCGGUGAGGAAAGGGUCAAAACACAUCCCUCCGACUGCGAGCAAAAGAAAAAUGUUGGCAGAGCAAACCUUGCCACAGGAAUAAAAGGUUGUCCUUACUGUUCAUAUUACUCCACAUGGGGUGAGUAAAACUGUCGGUCGGACUGAAGCGUCUGAUAUACAAAGGGGAAUAAAAACUCAUUAAAGGUCUAAAAGGAAACCCUAUUAAAAUACCAACGAUAAAAUGGAGGAGACUUGAUCACCCUAGUGCUAGAGAAGUGUCAGGGUUUGAAUGAACCUGACUUUUUUUUUUUUUUUUCCCCCCCCUGAAAGCAGAGGAAAUGUGUUUUGUGGAAAGCCAGGUGGGAUGAGGGGCAGGUAGAGUGUCAAAGAGCACUGAUAAUAUUUCAGGGUCUCGCUAGGAGCCUGAAAUACGAAGGGGAUUUAUUCGGCUUUCGGCAGGGAGGAGAGUGCUAGCAGAUUUUUGAAGGCAUUCCAACGAGGUUCAUAUUCAUCUGUUUCUUAAAUCGAGAGCUCUUGGCUGCUGCUGUGCCGAGGUAGGGCGCAUCUCUACUUCUCCUCUCUCCUGCCCGGGACGCAAGCUGGCUCGUAGCCAAAGGCAAAUUAGCGCCAGUGGGUCCUUGUGAUUCUCCUGCCCUGGCCCGGCUGUUGUCCCCCAGAAAAGCCAACAAACCAGACCAUUUUUACAGGGCCUGAAAUACCCUGAGCACAGUCUUUCUCACGGCAUCUCAUUUCGACUUUAUUUGGUCUUGGGGAAGGAAAGAAAUUAUGAGGGGAAAGAGCUAAAUGAACCAUUUUCUUUCAAGCAUUUAAAAACCAUGUUGUCCCGUGAGCACUGGAAGUAGCGAAGUCUGGUUUCCAAUGGAUUCGUGCCUCAUGGUCGAUGGACUUUUAAACCGAACUGGGGCUGCAACAGGCUUUCACCCCUUCUUAGACACCAGAAAAGCCACGUGGGGAAAAAAGACAUGAUGAAUACCUCACCCAGAGCAAUUCCUGCCUGAUCAGCCACCCCAGAGUCCCCUUCUUAAGCAUUUUCCCCUAUGCAGAGUCACUGGUGUCUCAUAAUCAUGAAUGCUACCAAGGCUUUUCCAUGGCUUGGGAAUUUUUGUCCCAUCUCUUCCUGGAUUUGUAGUUUUCUGAUCACGGUUGAACUCAGAGAAAACAUAAAUGGAGGGUUUCUCUCUCACACACAGGCAGAUCUCUUAUCGGAACACUUUUAGGAAUGUGUUACCUUUGGGAUUUCUACUUGCUGUCCCAUUUGGUUGAAAUGGGCACCAGAGUUCAGUAAUUAUCGGGGGUUGGGGCUGUGAGGGAAACAUGCACUCAUACAUGGGCUAUCACCACAGAAAUCUCAUCUCCUCACAAAAUCAGGGUUCAAGUAAAAGCUUGUUUCUUAUUUAGAUGGAGGUAGAGAGCCACUAAGGCAGACCCUGUGCUGUUUUCCUUGCUCCGCUACUGUUUCUCUCCUCCUGCACAGUGAGGCAAGUUUUUUCUCAACUCCUCCUGUUGGAUCCUGGGUUUUGGAGAACACAGAUGGUUUUCUCCUAUCUCAGCAACAUCAGGAUACAAACAGGGCUUGUCAUUCACUCAUACGCACGUUAUAAUCACGUAAGUCCUGCUGCCUUAUGAAACCUGAGCAGAGCUGAUUCCAUACAGCAGACGACACUUUGUCAGCCCAUUGCAAUGCACUAGGAGGCACUUCAAAGAUUAUAGUGGGGAGGAACCCACCUUCAUGUCACCAUGGAAAGUUUGCCCAUUAACAGAGGCAAUGAAUCUGCAGAGAUGCCAAAGGUAGCUAGAAAAGACCACAGCUCUUUUCCCAGAAGCUCAGUUAUAAGAAUCUCUUUUACCGUUCCUGCACUGAACAUCUUUUUUUUGGGCCAAACAAGCACAAGAGCCAUGACAUGAGUCAGCUGCGAGUGCCUGGAAAGACCUGCGGCACCUUGGUUGGGCUCAGCAGACUGAUGGAUUAGCACUUGUCCACGUGGAAUUGUAGGUUUCAAUCCUCAGAGCCUUUUCCAGUCAAUUGAUCUAUCCCAAGCCUUUCAUCAGGUACAAAUGGGCCUUUGACUUUCAACAGAAUGAAGCAGCAGUAAAUACAAAUGGGACGUGAAAAGUUUUUUUGAACGGACAUUUUAAUGGUCUGUUCGCUCUACAGCUCUGCUGUUGCGGUCAGAGAGAAAUUCCCCUUCUACUUCAGGAGCUGGUGGAUAGAAACCCAUUCCUCCAGCCCUCGUCUGUUCAUUCCCAGGGAGCAGACGUCUUCUGCAUAUUCAUUUAGUGUCCCAACCUGGUCCAGACUGCUCCUCGUUGGGCCUCCUGGAAGUACCGAUGUGGGUCCAGGAUCUGGGACCACUGAUCUGGGACCCUUCCAUGCCUCUCCCCUGUAAAAUAAACAAAGAGCGUGGCAGGGCUCUGGGGAGAUGAUGGGCACAGCCCCAACAGCCGGUAGCAGCUUUAUUGAUGCAUGGUGUUGUGUCUUCCUUCCUUUAUGUUACCCUCCAGACUGCAGCUAAUUAUUGUCUAUAUUCCACUCCUUUGAGGAUGACAGAUAUCCCCAAAUAUACCCUCAUCAUCUUGAUUCCCAAAUCUCUAUGGUUCCAGGCAGCUGACAUACAUGACCCCAUGCUGCGCCAAGCCCCAGCAAACAGCAGCACAGAGUUCCCACUUCCUUCGCACAGAAAGGGGCAGAGACAGUGUUUUGAGACAUUUCUAGCACUUUAUGGGCCAGCUCUUGCCGGCCAUUGAAAUGGAUUCAACGCCAGCAUAAUCACUGGUCCUCUCACUGUGACUGUGGGAGUCCACUAGAAGCUGUUUCUCUUUUUUAUUUAUCUCCCACAGCUUGUGGCUGGCUCAGGAGAGGGCGUUAUGUUUGACUUAUGGGCUCAAGGAGCAGGAGAGACAUCUCUUCACCCUAAAUGCAAAAUACACUGACCUACACAAUGAAGACCGCAAAGCAGGAGCCUAUGAUGUCAACUCCAGACCGUGAGCUUUGCUAGGUCUGGGCACGAAAACUGACAUGGCAGAGCAGACUGAGCUCAGGCGAUGUGAAAUUUAACCAACAUAUUUUACACCCACACCACUAAAAAUAGGACGCCGACGCCAACUCUUCAUCUGGAAAGAGAGGAAACACCAGUGUUGCUGUGUUUUGGAUGAGGCACAGCACUGAAGUCCUGACCAUAUUUAGCCAUAAGAUCAUCUCGUAGGAUUUCUGCAUGAGAGCGGAGUUUUAGAAAAAUUAUUCUGGCCAAGUGCCAGUUCUGCCUUUAUUAUUUCUCCCUGCUAUCUCAAUACUUCAUUUCAUCACCUAAAUUGCUGUGCUGAGUUACUCGAGGCUGCUAAAAUGCUGUCAUGCUACAGAGGCAACUAUGUGAAGGAAAUGAUGUCUCUGCUGAAAGUGCUCCAUACAGCUGAAAUCAGGCCACCUAUUUAGGUGUCGAGUUUAGAUUUUUCAUUGUAAGUACAGAAACUUGAAACAUUUUGCCCAAAUGUGUUGAAAGCUACAAAGACAUUAAAGAUUAUUCAUGGAAUAAAUAUUCAUUUGCAGGAAGACAUUUUUUUUUAACGCAUGAAUAUUUCAGGCAGCGCGUUGCAAUGUGUGCAGCCGCUUACAGAAAAAGGUGAUCAUAUUCCGGGUGCUAUUUCAAUAGUUCCUAAUAUUAACGAUACCUGGAUUGUACUUCAUUUUUUAUGAUUUAAUGGCAGUUUCUGCUUAAGUUCCUAGAUUUUCCUUAACUAAUUACUAGUAAUGAAAAAUUCCCUGAGGAUUCGUCUUCCAAUUCUUCCAUACCAGGUUCUGCAACGCUGUCACUUUGCUGAUAACUUUUAACCACAAAUGCUAUGUUACACUUGCUGCCUUGAACACCAGAAAAAAAUGUCCUUAUUUUAUUCGCAACUCCUCUGUCCGCUUUUUCCCAUAGAAAAAGCGAUUACUUUGCCAACAGCAUAUUAAUAUAUUGCAGCUUUACAUCUUCAGCUUUCCGUGUUUCAGAAUUUCCAUUUUUGAGGUACUGUCUGUCUGGCCGGGUCCUGCCUGAGCCUGUGUGGAGCUCUGGUACCAUCUAGUGUUACUGGGGAAAUCCUGAACGGUGGCUGGACGUGGAUCUCAUGCGGGGUUUGCAGUAGGAAAAGCCUGUCGUGACAGAAAGUGGCGAUUCAGGAUUAUUUGAAAACAUUUCCUCCGCCAGCAGCCGCUAUCCUGGCCAUGGUGGCUCAGGAUGAGCCCGUCCCAGCCUGACUGCGAGGGAAGCAACUCUCCCAGCUGCAGGAAAGUGUCUUGGGCCACUGAGCCAGGCGUGUGCGCAGGUUGUCACCUGUGGGGCCUGGGCCCCCAAGAUGCACCCCAAAAGGAGACACAAUGGGGCUUCGCCACCUCCCUCUUCCCCUCCUGCAGGGCCUCACGCACCAGAACGCCCCACAGGACCCUGCACUGACGCCGAUUUCCCUCUCAUUCCACAGCUCGCGGAGGAUGAAGGGUUUAUUUAAUCACUUCUGCAGCCCCGCCGCUGAGGGAGCCGGGCCUGCACGGGGCGCACGGCCCUUGCCCUCACCAAAGAUGGCGGCCCCGCCGCGGCUCUGCCACCCCGCUGUCAGGGCGGUAGUAGCGCGGGGAGCGUCACGGCGCGCACCCCUUUUCUGGGGUCGCCGCCUCGGAAGUACUUGUUGGUUCAAAGAGUGGCGGGUUUGAGCGGCUUGGUGGCGGCGGGAGCGGGGCCGGGGGCUGUACGGGUUCUCUCUGUUCUGGAUGGAAACGGCAAUGUUUUUUGGACUGCUGACUGCAAUAAGGGUUGAAUGUUUCCAUCCCUAGUAUAACUUAAUCAACAUAGAUGAAGAGUUUGGGUCUUGGAGAAAUUUUUAUCUUCCCU
Messenger RNA from Chroicocephalus ridibundus (black-headed gull), 22631 nucleotides. RefSeq names its product lipase maturation factor 1 (gene LMF1). Gene Ontology annotation, biological process: protein maturation. Gene Ontology annotation, cellular component: endoplasmic reticulum membrane. The transcript is spliced from 20 exons. The record is from RefSeq and is a predicted model, not a curated record. The coding region runs from base 8 to 1726 and encodes 572 amino acids. NCBI's taxonomy places the organism in Eukaryota, Metazoa, Chordata, Aves, Charadriiformes, Laridae.